This is a messenger RNA of Guillardia theta CCMP2712, 2718 nucleotides long. RefSeq lists its product as hypothetical. The transcript has 6 exons. Bases 1 to 2718 code for a protein of 905 amino acids. The record is from RefSeq and is a predicted model, not a curated record. NCBI's taxonomy places the organism in Eukaryota, Cryptophyceae, Pyrenomonadales, Geminigeraceae.
AUGUGUCUUUCAGGUCAGCGACUCAGAAGCAAGGUCAUCAGGACACUUGCAGAUGACUCCUCCGACGAGGACGAUGGCCCGAGGUUCUCCUCCAGCGACCGCCCCUCGUCCUCCAUCGUCGCGUCGGGUCACCCGCCCAGCAGCUCUCUGUGGUUUGCCGCUAUUCAGAAUCGGAGUCAACCUGCCCUGAGAUCCUCCUUGCGAUCAAGGAGAGUCGACAACCUCAGCUCGUCUUGCUCACAGCCUGAAACCAAAGUGAAGGCUGGUCACGAUGAGAGCGGCACUGCUUCUCCCGAUACCAAGGUGCCAUCAAGACUUGAGAGACUGAGUAGCCUCCGCAAUCGAGCUGCAACAGUGUCUCAUGAAUCGGUUUCCAACACGAUAGAGCCAGAUGGUGGGCGGAAUGCAGAAUCUUGGAGGCUUCAGACAUUCGCCGAAGCCAUGGGAAGCGAUGGAGCUGGCUACGUCUUGCAGCAGCAAAUGGUGAAGGUUCCUAUCCAAGCAAGGCAUCCGUUGCUUGCUCACGAAAUUCGCGUGCAAGCUCCACAAGGCAUGAAAAGAUGCCCCGACAACAUGACGUCACAGCUUUGCCGCAAGCCGGGCGUGCGGAGGUUCAUCUUGGCGACGAUUCAGAUGAUGAUGACUUGCUGCUUCCGGCUGCAAGUUUGGCUCAUGCUGGGCCAUGCCGUUUCACAUGGCUUUCCAAUCUUCACCAAACUUUGUAAUGGCUCUGAGCAAAAGGAGGACACUCCUGAGGAGGAGAGUGCUUUUAUCAUGGGACUGGUCAAGUCGCUCCUUCAGGAAGACCCCCAUACUCUUGCUGGAUAUCUCGAAAAGGCAGACGAGAUCUGGAAAAAUCAGGAGACAAAGUUGUUAUGGCAUCGUGCGAUAUUGGAGAUGAAAGAUUUGCUCUUGGAACAAAUGAAAUCUGAAGUCUUGAGUACAAGGCGAGAAUUUGUGACUCGGCUGAGAAAUCUGUGCAGAAUUGAUGAUAAUAUAAUCGUCAAGGAAGUACUGGAAGACUUGUGCUGCAACUCAAACGUCUUUCUUUUCUUGUUGACCAUUAUACAAGAGACGAUCUCUGACGAGACGUUUCAUUACAAGAAGAUGCAGAUCGACGCAGCAGCUUGUCUAAGGCAACUUGCUCUUUACACCAAACAGCGUAGAAUUCAUCUGAAGGAGACUCCUGAAAUCCUGCAGAAAGCAGCAGAAGUACUAGGCAAGGAUGGGGACUUUGAAUUCAAGCAGAGGCUUGUUGCUUUCGUGGCGAACUUGUCGAUCGAUGACCCGGGAAUACGUGAGGUGAUGGUGAGGAAUAGCGACCUCUUGAACAGCAUGAAGGAUCUCUUGGAGCAUGCAGACCAGAGCGCAAUCAAUGAGAAUGUGCUUGCAGUCUUCUUCAACCUCUCGAUGGAUGUCCAACAAACCCAACGGAUCUUGAAAUUCAUCCCCAUGCAGCGACUGAUCGAUGUCCUACUCAAUGGCAGCCCGAAAGCCAAGUACCGGGCAGCAGGGCUGCUGAAGAAUCUACUCAAGAACAUCGAGCUGCAUGACGUUCUCAGUCGCACAGAGAGCAUCCGAGAGGCUGUCGCUCAUGCGAUGGCGCGAGGUGACGAUGAGACUCGGCAGCGAGCGACAUCCGUGCUCAAGACGUUGGAGGGGACCUUGAGGAGGAGUGCAGCAAGCCAAGAAGAGGAUCAUGGCGCCGUGCAGUCCGCUAGCACGAGGCUGCUCAAAGUUGGGAUCUUGCAGGGCACCGUUGCAGGCCACGUCAACGUCAUGUUGUGCCGGGUGGGUCAGGAGCCGCAGGUCUUCCAUACGGCCCGAGUGAGAGCUCAGGACGGCAGGUGGGUUUGGAACGAGGAGCUGAUGCUGAUGGUGGAGGAGGAGCGAGCGGAUCAGGUUGAGCUCAAGAUGAGCUGCCGAGUAGAGAAGCCGUCGGGGAUGGAGAUCGGAGACGCGGAGCCGAUACCCCUCAGCUACAUCCUCUCCUUGCAAGACUUGUGCCUCACCUGCCCCGCCUACUCCCGACGUGACGACAACUUAGUGGUGAUGCGGAUGGAAGUCACUCUUUCCCUCCUCGACCAGGGCCAGCCCUCGCACGUUGCAGCUCCUCCUCUUCCUCGCUCCGAGGACCAGCAGCCCUCCAACGUGCCCUGCUCGGAGCAGCUGAACCUGCUGUCCUACGAGUGGAAGCGAAGUCUCAUCGCCAACUCAGACUGUCAGAAGCUCAUCGCCCAGACUUGUGCCGUGGCCGCGUCGCUCGACGAGAACAGCCACCUGCAGAUGCCGGAGAAGUGGACGAUGUACAGCAAGCUGCUGGCGCUGGUGCUGGACAUGUGCUCUCACGACCCCAAGAACACGGAAUACCUUCUUGCCCAUGACAAGUUCCUCCAGCAACUCAUCAGCCUCCUGCAACCUCUGCAACCCUCGGCUCCCCCUACGAGCAGCAGCAGCAGCAGCAGUUGCAGCAGCAGCAGUUGCGGUAGCAGCAGGGCGCAGAGGAAGGCCGAGAGAGCCAACGAGACCAGAUGUCGCAAGCUUGCAACAAACUUGCUUGCCAUGUGCGCCGCCAAGACGGAGAAUCGAGCCCGAGUGAUGGGCGUGUUUGAGAUGUUGCGCGCAAAAACCUGGUAUAAGGCCAAGGCAGAAGAAGCGAAAGAGUUUGCGAAUUAUGACAGUGAAGAGAGAGAAAGUAUAGUUGAAGCUAUGAAUUAA